This is a messenger RNA of Protobothrops mucrosquamatus (brown spotted pit viper), 930 nucleotides long. Its product is annotated as olfactory receptor 6X1-like. Gene Ontology annotation, molecular function: olfactory receptor activity; G protein-coupled receptor activity. Bases 1 to 930 code for a protein of 309 amino acids. The transcript has a single exon. Gene Ontology annotation, biological process: G protein-coupled receptor signaling pathway. Gene Ontology annotation, cellular component: membrane. The record is from RefSeq and is a predicted model, not a curated record. Lineage: Eukaryota; Metazoa; Chordata; Lepidosauria; Squamata; Viperidae.
AUGGCCAAUGCAACGUUGGUUGAAGAGUUCAUUCUUGUGGGAUUUCCACAAUUACGUGAGCUGACAAUGCUGUUUUGUAUCAUAGUUCUACUGAUGUACCUUCUAGCACUUCUAGGGCAUACUUUAAUUAUCUUUGUUGUUAUCAUGGAACCCAUGCUCCAUACACCAAUGUAUUUCUUUCUCCUCAACUUCUCCCUUGCUGAGAUCUGUUCCACAUCAGCUGAAGUCCCCAAAAUGUUGACCAAUAUCAUCGUGGGUAAAAAUACCAUCUGUUUUUUUUGCUGCAUGGUACAAUUUUUUACAGUCUUUGUCAUGGGAGGGGUUGAAUUCCUCAUGCUCUCCAUCAUGUCCUUUGAUCGCUACAUGGCCAUUUGUAAGCCUUUACUGUAUAAAACGAUCAUGACCAAUCAAUUCAUCCUUCAGUUAGCUUUGGUGGCUUGGAUCAGUGGGUUCCUGAUCAUCUUUUCUCAAACAGUAGUGAUAUGGUCAUUUCCUUAUUGUAGGGAUAAUAUCAUUGACCACUUCUUUUGUGAUGUUGGACCUGUUCUGAAAUUGGCCUGUGCUGAUACAACUCUGAUAGAGCUAAUUGGUCUCGUCUACGGUGCCACUUUCAUGUGGGGGUCCCUUGGUCUUUCCCUGAUAUCAUACAUGCACAUUGUAGCUGCUAUAAUUCGGAUUUCCUCUGCCACUGGAUGCUCCAAAGCCUUUUUCACCUGUGCAUCACACCUCACCGUUCUAAUCAUCUUCUACACAGCAGACAUGAUUAUGUACUUGCGUCCUUCUACACAUGGUGAUCCUCAACUCAAUAAAGUCAUAUCUCUUGUGCGCACAAGCUUUGUACCCAUGUUAAAUCCUUUCAUUUACACAAUCCGUAACAGUGAAUUCAAGACAGCUCUUGACAAAACAGUGAGACGGAUGGUGGUUCUCUAG